ACAGAAACUUCCAAGCUACAGAUUAGAAUAUUGCCAAAAGAUUAACAAGUUGUGUCAGAAAACACAGUUUCUUUAAAUCGAAAAGCGUUAAAAUUUAUGCAACUCAGCUUUUCAAAAGGCUGCUUUUGAGUUCAACUACAGGAAGAAGAAGAACCAGUGGAGAAGUGCCUAACUCUUCUCUGUAUCGUCCAGGCUAAAUGGCAGGAGAACCAGUUAAUGUGAAUGAAUUCCAAGAGCUUGCUAGGCAAGCCCUUCCGAAGAUGUACUAUGACUACUAUAAUGGAGGAGCUGAGGACCAGCACACCCUAAAAGAAAACAUAGAAGCAUUUCGUAGAAUCACUAUUCGACCUAGAAUACUUGUUGAUGUGAGCAGGAUAGACAUGUCAACGGCUAUACUCGGUUACAAGACAUCCGCUCCUAUUAUGAUUGCUCCAACUGCCAUGCAUAAAUUGGCACACCCUGAAGGAGAAGUUGCAACAGCUAGAGCCGCUUCAGCAUCUGAUGUUAUUAUGGGACUUUCAUACAUGUCAACCUGCACACUGGAGGAGGUUGCAUCUAGCUGCGAUGCUGUUCGCUUCUUCCAAAUAUAUGUUUACAAAAGGAGGGAUAUAACAGCACUUAUGGUACAAAGAGCUGAGAGGAAUGGGUUUAAGGCUGUUAUUCUUACUGCUGAUACCCCGAGGCUUGGUAGAAGGGAGGCAGAUAUAAAGAAUAAGAUGGUUGCACCACAGUUGAAGAACUUCGAAGGUCUUAUAUCAACUGAAUAUGUUAAUGACAAUGGCUCAAAUAUUGAAGCCUUUGCUGCUGGAACUUUUGAUGCUUCGCUGUGUUGGAUGGAUAUAGCGUGGUUGAAAUCAAUUACCAAGUUGCCAAUUCUGAUUAAGGGCGUUCUGACUUCUGAAGAUGCAAUAAAAGCAGUUGAAGUAGGAGUUGCAGGAAUUAUUGUCUCUAACCAUGGAGCUCGGCAACUAGAUUAUGCUCCAGCUACUAUUUCUGUUCUUGAAGAGAUUGGUCGAGCGGUUGUGUAUGGCCUGGCUGCAAAGGGGGAGCAUGGGGUAAAGCAAGUUAUUGAAAUGCUCAAGAAUGAACUUGAGUUGACAAUGACCCUUUCUGGUUGCUGUACUAUCAACGACAUCACCAGAAGCCACGUGAAAACAGAUAAAGAAAUAUACUGUAGGAUGUAGUUUCGUCGUGGAAGCAGCUAAGUAUAUCCCUUAUAUACAGGGCAUAGCUCCGACUCUACAAUUGUUUCACAUUAUGUGAAAUUUUUAUGAAGCUGGUGGAUGAUUUCUGCUUUCCCUUAAUCCUUAAUUCGUAAAAUCGGCAAGUUAAAUAAAUCUUGUUCUUAUAUGGACAAACAUAACUCAGAGUGGCUGGACAAGCAGCUCCAGGGGAUUAAAAAAAUGUUUCAGCAUACAGGAAAUAUGUUGGAAGAUCGGUCACAAGUCACGAGCAAUCCGUCAUUUCUCUAUACGAGCUUAGACACAGCUAGUCUUCUAAAUACAGUAAAUGUGUACUCAGACUUUAUGCCUUGCUGCUAGUGCUGAACAAUAUGUUGUAAAGACAACUUCAGAAAGAAUGAAGGUGAUGCGGUUCAUAACAUUUGUUACCUUA
Molecule: messenger RNA, 1614 nt
Organism: Nicotiana attenuata
Lineage: Eukaryota; Viridiplantae; Streptophyta; Magnoliopsida; Solanales; Solanaceae
Product: peroxisomal (S)-2-hydroxy-acid oxidase GLO4-like
Exons: 11
Coding region: 198-1184 (328 amino acids)
Molecular function (GO): oxidoreductase activity; FMN binding
Source: RefSeq, a predicted model, not a curated record